AUGGAGUUCGAGGGGCAGCUAGACGACGUCACAGAAGAGGAGUAUCGCAAGCUCGUGAGAAAGAUCGACUGGCAUAUUUUGCCCUUGAUGCUUCUCACCUAUGCCAUCCAAUUCGCCGACAAGACUUCGCUAGGUUCAUCUGCCAUUCUGGGAAUCAAGACCGAUCUCAAUUUGACCACGGCGCGAUACAACAACUGCUCUAGCUUCUUUUACAUUACGUAUCUUGCCUGUGCAUGGCCCAACUCCCUUCUGCUGCAGCGCUUCAAUACUGGAUGGGUAUUGACGGCAGCUACGGCUAGCUGGGCCACCUUGCUGCUGUGCACAAUGGCCUGCAGCUCUUACGGAGGUUUCUUGACGACGAGGCUCCUAUUGGGAGCUACGGAAGGACUUGUCACACCUGGCUUCCUGCUGCUCACCAGUGCAUUCUAUCGCCAUGAGGAGCAGGCGACGCGGGUCGGUCUUUGGUUCCUCAUGAAUGGUGCAGCAACCGUGUUCAGCGCAAUGGUAGCUUACGGCGCUCAGUACAUCACAAUCGGCGAUUGGUCUCCAUGGAGGCCGUUCUUCCUAAUCUUGGGCCUGAUUGGCUGCCUCAACACUGCGCUCUGGCUCUGGGUCAUGCCUUCCACUCCAGCUACAGCUAGGUGGCUCACGAGGAGGGAGAAGGCUAUGGCUCUCAAGCGAGUAGCGUGCAAUCAAGAUGGCUCGAAGAAUGUACACUUCAAGUGGGAGCACGUCAGGGAAGCUGCUCUAGACCCGAGGAUCUGGCUCAUGUUCGUGUUCUCCAUUCUACAGAACAUUCCGAACAGCUUGACCCAGCAGCGUAGCAUCAUCAUCGAGCAAUUCGGCUUCACACGGCUGCAGACUUCGCUUCUGAACAUCCCGACUGGAGUGCUGGAGAUGAUUACUAUCCCUACCGCCACCUGGGCUGCUCGACGGUGGAAGACAAUUCACGUCAUGACCUUCUGGACUAUCCCAGCAAUAGUCGGCGCCUCGAUGUUGCUCGGUCUUAGUCAGGAACACAAGGUGGCUAGACUCGUUGCCAUCUACUUCUUCCUCAGCACAGCCUCCUUCGUGCUUGGCAUGAGCUGGAACUCGUCCUGCUCGGCUGGGUCCACCAAGAAGAUGUUCAGCAACGCCUUGUUCUUGAUCGGUUACUGCGUAGGCAACAUUGCUGGCCCUCUCAUGUGGAAGGCCGAGUACUCGCCCGUCAAUACAGUUCCCUGGAGCAUCAUCCUAGCCACCCUCAUCCUCGCUAUCCCCACAUCGUAUGCAGCGUGGUACAUAGCAGUCUACCGCAACAAGCGCAAGGAAGAGGCUCAAGCCGGUCACAGGAGCGCCCACGAGGUAGAGGUCAAGGUGCAGGAGGGCGGCAAGGGCAGCGAGAAGGGCGUCGAGAGGCACCACUUGGAUUCGGCCUUCUUGGACCUGACCGACAAGCAGAAUCCCAACUUCAGAUACCCCGUUUGA
Molecule: messenger RNA, 1467 nt
Organism: Microstroma glucosiphilum
Lineage: Eukaryota; Fungi; Basidiomycota; Exobasidiomycetes; Microstromatales; Microstromataceae
Product: MFS general substrate transporter
Exons: 3
Coding region: 1-1467 (488 amino acids)
Biological process (GO): transmembrane transport
Cellular component (GO): membrane
Molecular function (GO): transmembrane transporter activity
Source: RefSeq, a predicted model, not a curated record